Molecule: messenger RNA, 1350 nt
Organism: Megachile rotundata (alfalfa leafcutting bee)
Lineage: Eukaryota; Metazoa; Arthropoda; Insecta; Hymenoptera; Megachilidae
Product: neuroglobin
Molecular function (GO): oxygen binding; heme binding
Source: RefSeq, a predicted model, not a curated record
AUGAUCAAUCAACGACUGAAGAAGUGUUUAUAUGUUUAUAGGUUAUUCGAGGAAAACGCGGAGCUAUUAAAUAUGUUUACGCAAUUUCGUGAUUUGAAAACGAAAGAACAACAAUCCAACAGCAUGGAGCUAGCGCAGCACGCGGAGAAGGUUAUGUCCGCACUGGACGAGGGAAUAAAAGGGCUCGACGACAUGGACGUCUUCCUGACUUGUCUUUAUCAGGUCGGAGCCACGCACACAAAGAUUCCUGGUUUCAAUCCACAAUAUUUUUGGAAAAUUGAGAAGCCAUUUUUGGAAGCCGUGGAACGAACCCUGGAGGAUCGAUACUCGGAGAACGUGGAGAACAUUUAUAAGCUGACGAUCAAAUUCAUUAUUGAGACUCUAAUCGAUGGCUUCGAUAAAGCUCAAAAUGACAAAGCACAAAGCGACCCGUCUAAGUCCUAGUUGUCUUGGUUGUAAGAAGGAGCCAAACGGAGCUUUGGUUGGCCGAUUGAGAAAUAAUUUCGCCGAUCAGCUUUGUCGUUCGGUGCUCUCCGAAUGAUAAAGGAUCGAUUUCGAGGAACGAAAUGGAUCGUUUGAUCGUACAAUUGUUCAUUUAUUCCAGAAACAUCGCCGUCUUGCACGGCAAGAAACGGACAGACUCGGAAGACAACAAUUAUUGUGCGACGCUGUUGUAUGACGUCAAACAAUGUUCUUUUUUUACAGGAGUACAAGAGUUGCUCCGUGAAUGGUUAGGUUUUCAAAUCUUCUUCCUUCGAGCGGGUCUCGGUGAUGAAAGAUAAUUCGUGAAAAAUAAAAUAACGAUAAUUAUUCGGAACAGUGGAUUCCUCACAAAUUUCGAUGACCUUGGAAUACGUUCUCAAGGCCGUCAUUCAUGUAAACAUUGUUAAACCCUAGUUUCAGAGAUACGCGCAAAAAUAUUUUCAACGUGAAGAUUAUUUAUAAAAUGUCAACCUUCACCGAUUUGAAUGACCUUGAAAUAUGUCAUCGGUGCCAUCAUUCUAAACAAUUUUUCUCUAUAUAUAUCACCACCUUUAGGUCCUAGUUUGGGAGAUAUGAACAAAAAUAAUUUCGAGGUGGCGAUUAUUUACAAGAUGGCUGCCAUCAUCGAUUUCAAUGACCUUGAAAUAUUAAGGUCAACGUCUCAAACAAAUUUGUCAUCCUUGAUGAUAAACUUCGAGGUCAUCGAAGUCGAAGAGGAAUCCCCAAUUCCGAGGAAUUAUCAAGAUAGCUAUGAUUAUUGUAUCGCACGUUCGGUUGUUUCGUUACGAAACGAACCACUAACAUAACUCUUCUGACGGUCAAAGAGAAUAAAACAAUAUUGUUUCGAAUUGAUUAACCUGAAAACAA